This is a messenger RNA of Xiphias gladius (swordfish), 4123 nucleotides long. RefSeq names its product von Willebrand factor A domain-containing protein 7-like. Bases 21 to 2939 code for a protein of 972 amino acids. The record is from RefSeq and is a predicted model, not a curated record. Lineage: Eukaryota; Metazoa; Chordata; Actinopteri; Istiophoriformes; Xiphiidae. The transcript has 15 exons.
CCUGGGACACACCCCUGGGAAUGAAUGAAGGAAUGAGGGAAGACUGUGGCCCGUGGCCCGCUGAGGGGGGGAAAUUAACCUCCGCGGAUGUGUGUCUCUUAUCCCCAGGCUCCGGAGUGAUGUCCUCGGGGUUGGCCGUGUGGUGUCUCCUGCUCCUGCCCACCGGAGCUCACGGCUUCGGAAUACUGCCCGGGAAGUCCCUGAACCACCUGGAAAUCACCGAGAGCGCGAUCCUAGACACCGCGGUGCGGGCGUGCCGCGCUCUGGCUCACGCCGACGGGGCGGGCUUCACCUCCCCGGCACGGCCCUUCACUGCCCAGGCCGUCGCCGCCGCCUGCGACGCCCCGAAGUCGGCGAAGAGUUUCGGCCACGCCAUCACGUCCAUCACGCUACGCAACAUACGGGUGGACAUCCGCCAUGCCCUGAAUGCGAGCUUCCACUUCGACGACGAAAUGUUUGUCCAAGGCAGGAGAAUCAUCACGGAGGGAAUCGGGGUCGUCAAGGCGAGCAACAAGGCGGGGAACUUUGAGGCGGCGAGGCAGAAGCUGGGAGAGAUUUUGCAUCCUUUACAGGACUUCUACAGCCACAGCAACUGGGUGGAGCUGGGGAACACGGUCCCCAACCCCGGUUUGAUCAGGCCGGACGCCCACCUCGGCAACAUGGCAGACGAAGGCAGGGCGACCUGCCGCAGCUGCGACGGAGACGACUGCCGCGGCAACAUUUUGGAGGAUGUCAUCGAGGAGAGGGUACUGACCUCCGGGUAUUUUGGCGUCGUACCUUUUCUCUCAACCAAGCCAAAAAGGAAAUGCAGCCACGGAGGAGCAGUAGAUCAAACAAGUACCAUCGAGCCUAAAGGUGGGAUCAACAAAGACACUUUUGAUUCCAGUCACGGACAUCUCCACGCUGAGGCAGCAAAUGUGGCGAUAACUGCAACCAGUGAGCUACUAGAGGACCUUCGAGCGGCUGCCGGUGAUAGGCCAUUCCUCCAGAUGAUGGGAAUCUCCAAAGGUUCCAGUAAAGCCCUGUGCUUUGUGAUCGACACCACAGGAAGCAUGAGCGACGACAUUGAGGCAGUGAGGACCGUCACUUCCUCUAUAAUCGACCAUAGCGUGGGAACAGAUGAUGAGCCCUCACUUUACAUUCUUGUACCAUUUAAUGAUCCAGAAUUCGGGCCGCUGAUAAAGACUACAGACCCGAAUGUCUUUAAGAACGUUAUUAAUUCGCUAUCAGCGACUGGUGGAGGAGAUACGGCGGAACUGAGUCUCUCUGGGCUUCAGCUGGCUCUAAGUGGCGCUCCUUCAAAUUCUGAGAUCUUCCUCUUCACGGAUGCGCCCGCUAAAGACAAACAGCUAAAAAGCACAGUGAUCGCACUCAUAGAGCGGACUCAAACAGUGGUGAACUUCCUGAUUACCGACUCAACGGUGAUCAGUCGCCGGAGACGCAGUGACGACGUCCAGCAACGGCACAGAGGGAUAACGGCAUCGGACGCCCAGCUGUACAGAGACCUGGCUCAGGCCUCAGGAGGUCAGGUUAUUGAAGUCACAAAGAGUGAGCUCCCCGUGGCCACCAGCAUCAUUACAGAGUCCUCCAGCUCCUCUCUGGUGACCAUUCUGCAAGCAGCCAGGAGCCCGGGGAAGGCCGAUAAUUUCUCUUUUAUAGUAGAUGAAACGGUGAUAAACCUCACGGUUUACAUCACUGGGCGCGCCGUCACUUUCACUCUCAUCAGCCCCAAAGGUGAAUCUCAGCAAAGCACCGACACAACAGGACCAUUGAUCACUGCAUCCCAGUCAGUGGGAAACUUCAAGACUCUGCGGCUAAAGAGAGAAGUUGGACUGUGGGAAAUGAGAAUGGCGUCGACUAAUCCCUACACCCUGAAGGUCAUAGGCCAGAGUCCUAUUGACUUCCUGUUUGACUUCGUGGAGGCAUCGCAGGGUCCGUUCACAGGAUUCGAUGCCCUUGACACACGUCCCAGAGCUGGUGUCAGCGGCAGCCUGCUGGUGUCUUUGACCGGGAGUGACUCUGCCACCCUGACAGAAGUGGCUCUGAUUGAAUCAGCAGGGUCUGAGGAGAUUAAAGGGGUGGUGGAGCCACAGGGCAGUGGCAGGUUCUUGGUCCAGGUUGACCGGAUACCAUCAGUGGAGUUUGUUGUGCGGGUGAAGGGGCAGAAUGGCAGCGUCUCCAGCAGGGCUUCAUCAAUAAUCUUCCAAAGGCAGUCACCUAUCAACUUCAGAGCCUCCAAUCUCACUAUCACCGCGGAUUCAAACAGCAUCUUAGUACCGGGAACACCGUUCUCUGUGCCCUUCUCUGUGAUGACCAAUGGAACAGGGGGAAAUUUCACCAUCCGAGCCACCAACAACCAACGUUUUGACUCAACAUCUCCAACCAGUUUAUUCCUAGAAACUGGAAACAGCACUAAUGGUACAGUGACUCUCUCAGCACCUCUUAACACCCCAUCCGGUACCGAUGUCACCCUGACCAUUGAGGCCGAGGCUCCGGGGGGCGAAGACACCAACUAUGUUGUGAUGCUUUUCUCUAUCGUUAACACGGUGACCGAUUUCACUCAGCCGGUGUGUCAGAUUCUCAGCGUGCAGUCCAAGUGCUCUGAAAACUGCAGCUUAUCCACCUGGGAGCUCUCCGUGCGGGUGACUGAUGGGGCUGAAGGGACGGGCGUUGAGCGCGUCAGCCUCAGACAAGGCAACGGGACCAUGAACACCAGUCUGGCUGCUGGCAACGAGAACAUAACGCUGGUGUCCUAUAGUGCAUCUUGCUGUGCACCUGAUAUGGAGCUGCUGGUUGUGGAUCGGGUGGGUAAUGUAGGCUCCUGUUUCUACACCCUCCGGGAAGAUUCACCAGCUGCCAUCUCUUUGUCCACCAAAGUCACUCAGUCGCUCUUUCUUCUCCUAAGCAUGGUGCUACUAGUACUAAAUCCCCUCCACUAGGAACAUUCAGUGACUCCAAACAACUGUUUUCAGGAAAGCUCUGAUGAGCCCCCCUCUACGCUAGAAUUGCAACCUGAUGGGUCCUGACAAAGGGUUUCAGGUUGGGAUUGGGGCGUUUUGUUAUGGGUUUUUUUUUUUUUGUCUGUUUUUUGUAAAGCUUCAGGCUCCGGUUAGGCUCAGGCUGGAUUAUUUUCAAGCCUAACUUGAAGAGAAAAGUCUCCCGCUCUCGUUCUCUCUCUAACUCCGCCAACUGUCUGUGUCAAUGCAUUGCAAGUAGAUACACCAUGCCCACUGGGAAGAAGCACGUGAGACAGCGGGAGCCAAUGUGUUACGUUACUCUGGUGAGACAGCGGCCGGUAAUAGAGAGACGUCAGACAUCUGUUUAUACUACACUGGGUGUCUCAAUACACAGACGUGUUCACAUGUUGCAUCCAGACGGUCAUACUAUGGGCUACAUGUAGACCCUAGUGUACUGAGGCGAAUGACAACAUUUAUGUGUAAUAAAUCUUAGCAAAGAAGUGGCUGUGGAAAAUACAAAUUGAGCUUAAGUAGGCAGCUGUUAGUUAAUCUGUUAUAUCAAAUUUAUAAGGUGAUAAUCAAGUCAAGUUGUUUUUUUUUUGUUUUUUUUUUAAGUUUCUCUUCCUCCUAGUGGCAAAAUUAAUUAAAGCAGCUUUAAAUCACAAACGGAUUUUCAUGUGCCUGCAUCACUGGGGGUUUAGCUACUGCUUUUAUUAGAUGUAGUUUGUCCUUAGAAAAAUCAGAGGAAAUGGCUUUUGUGCUUUGCCUGCUAUUCAGUGAAUGUAUUUCUUUGUUUAUAAGCCAACUUAAAUCCUAAAAUUUAAAAAAAAAGAAAUCCUACUCCAAGGAAAAACCAGUUGCUCCCAUGGGAAGCAAGUAGUCCUUUGCCUGCGCUCCGGACCUCCAGCCAGCUCAUCGUCUGUUUCCACUCAUGCGCGUGGAUGCACACUCAUUGGGACGGUUAAAGACCAGCUGGUCUCUGUGUAGCCUCUCACAUGUGAGGGGUGUCCAGCACCUCUAGAUGGCAGGUGAUAAUUUCUCAUCAGGAAAGAUCUGGGAAAUGCUGUAACAACAGAUGGAAAUGGCAGACUUUUUUCUUUUUUUUUUUUUAAAAAAACACUUUUUUUUUUUUUUUUUAUUGUUUGGCGACAAGUUCAACAAUUUUU